ACUGGUCGACACCACUUGUUUAUAUCAUUUUUUAACUAAGCCAGUUGGAUGGACAGCCCCCUUGACCAGACCUCUCCCCUAUAGCUGUAUAUAUAUAUAGUCCCACCGCACUAGACCAAGCCACUCAUCGUCUCAACAAAAUUCAGAUUAAAAACCUCUAUUGCUAAAAUUGAAUAUACAUAACUAAAAGAUGGGUUGCUGGUCUGCUGAGAAUGCUACAAAUGCCUACCUCAAAACCUUGAGAAUGGGCCAAAAGGCAAAAGAGCCAGAUGUAGCUGAGUUCAUCUCAGCAUUAGCAGCAGGCAAUAACGCACAGCUAAUGGUUGUGGCAUGUGCCAGUUCCGCCACUUCCACCGUGCUAGCCUUAGUGGCUGCAGCUCAUCAAACGGGUGGUCGUGUCAUUUGCAUUCUUCGUGAUCACAGAGAACUGCAAAUAUCUAGACAUGUCCUGGGCUUGGAGGCCUGUCACAUUGAAUUUGUUGUUGGAGAAGCUCAAAAUCUUCUAUUAACAAACUACAGUGAAGCAGAUUUUGUGCUUAUUGAUUGUAAUCUGGAGAACCAUGAACGGAUUCUCGGAGAAGUUAAAGCUAGCAGGAAGAAAAACGAAGCAAUUGUUGUGGGGUAUAAUGCAUUUACCAAAGGAUCAUGGUGGUCCACUGGGUCAAAAACCCAGCUGUUGCCUAUAGGAGAAGGGUUGUUAGUAACUAGAAUACCCGCAAGUGCAAAGAUUGGAAAGAGAAGCAGCCACUGGGUUGUUAAGGUAGAUAAGUGCACGGGUGAAGAGCACGUCUUCAGAGUCAGAUUCCCACAAGGGAAACAAAUUAAAGCUUGAACUGUCUUUUACAAAUCCCUCGGCUGCAUAGGAGUAAAAGUUCUUGAAAUGUUCCUUUCAUUUUCUCCAUUUUCCUGCAGGCCACCCAAUGGAAGUAUGAGGUUCUAGCUCUAAUUUAGAGUAUUAUAUGAGUUAGUUCAUUAAAAAAGUCUUACAUGUAGAUGUAAAUAGCCAAUUAUAUACCUCCAGUACCCUUAAUCAACGGGUUAAUUUAUUUUAAUGAUCUGAAUAUAUGCGUACGUGUGAACGUUAAUUUACUU
Molecule: messenger RNA, 1092 nt
Organism: Manihot esculenta (cassava)
Lineage: Eukaryota; Viridiplantae; Streptophyta; Magnoliopsida; Malpighiales; Euphorbiaceae
Exons: 2
Coding region: 191-832 (213 amino acids)
Source: RefSeq, a predicted model, not a curated record